AUGCAUGUAGACAAUGCAGAAGUAGGACAGAGGGGACGACGUUGUGCGAUAGUUGCUGCAAGCCCUCCCACAGAAGCGGCUGUUAUUGCUGCAGAGCCACUGACCAAAGAGGAUCUUAUCAGGUAUCUUGCCUCUGGAUGCAAGACUAAAGAAAAUUGGAGAAUUGGCACUGAGCAGGAGAGGUUUGGCUUUGAUCUAAAGACUUUACAUCCUAUGAAAUAUGAACACAUUGCCGAGUUGCUUAAUGGGAUUGCUGAUAGAUUUGAUUGGGAUAAAAUCAUGGAAGGCAACAACAUUAUUGCACUCAAACAGGGUAAGCAGAGCAUAACACUGGAGCCUGGAGGUCAAUUCGAGCAUAGCGGUGCACCUCUUGAAACUCUGCAUCAAGUUUGUGCUGAAGUCAAUUCACAUCUUUAUCAGGUUAAAGCAGUUCUAAAGGAAAUGGGAAUCGGAUUGCUUGAUAUUGGUUGUCAGCCUAAAUGGGAAGUUAAAGAUAUACCUAUGAUGCCCAAGGAACGAUUCGAAAUUAUUAGAAAUUACAUGCCCAAAGUUAGCUCGCUCGGACUCGAUUUGAUGUUCAGGACUUGCACUGCACAGGUUAAUCUGGACUUCAACUGUGCUUGGCCUUAUUAUGAUGACUUAGCUUUAUUUCAAAUUUGGACUGAUACUGACAAGGAUCGCACUGGCAUGAUUCCUUUUGUUUUAGAUGACACCUUUGGGUUCGAGAAGUAUGUCGAAUAUGCUCUUGAUAUUCCCAUGUACUUUGUUUAUCGGAACAAGAGGCAUUUCGACUGUACUGGGAUGACCUUCCGGGACUUCAUGGCAGGAAAGCUUCGUUGCAUUCCGGGUGAAUUGCCAACCAUGAACGAUUGGGAGAUGCAUUUGGGAACUAUAUAUCCUGAGGUCAGGCUGAAGAGAUACUUG
Molecule: messenger RNA, 924 nt
Organism: Prunus avium (sweet cherry)
Lineage: Eukaryota; Viridiplantae; Streptophyta; Magnoliopsida; Rosales; Rosaceae
Source: RefSeq, a predicted model, not a curated record